UCGUCCACGGCCAUGGGGACACGUCAUGAAGGAGAAACUGCACAGGAGAAAGAAACUCGCCGAUUACGGCUACUCAAAGAAGGAGAGUGGGCUUGCCCGGAUCCUAAAUGUGCUCAUGUAAACCCUGAAUUCAAAAAUGCCUGCGAAACCUGCGGAAGACUUACAACGAGUAUGAGGGCUCAUAUAAGAUUGGAAAGACUUAAUUUUACAGAGAAACCCCGUUCAAAAAAUCGAGUUGGUAAGGAGAUCGGCAAGGAAAUGGCGGACAAAUCCAAAGGACUUUUUGCUGCAGAAGAUUGGGUGUGUUCAAAGUGUGGCAAUGUCAACUGGGCUAGACGAAAAACGUGUAAUGUUUGCAACGCCCCUAAAUUAGCCGAUCUUGAGAAAAGAACAGGCUACGGUGGUGGUUUCAAUGAUCGGCAAGAUAUUGAAUAUAUCAGACGGGAUACUGAGGAUGAGUUUGAUGAAUUCGGUAGGAAGAGGAAAAAGAAGGAUGAUCAAAACGCUGCUCCUGCGAAUCAGGUUAAUGAAUCAAAAGUCAUAGAUGAUGAGGUGAUGGAUGAUGAAGAUGAGGAGGAAGAGGGCGAAAUCGAUAAAUACAAACUGGGAAGCGAUGCAGAGGAAGAGGUGGGUUAG
This is a messenger RNA of Haemonchus placei, 636 nucleotides long. NCBI's taxonomy places the organism in Eukaryota, Metazoa, Nematoda, Chromadorea, Rhabditida, Trichostrongylidae. The record is from the annotation of a GenBank genome assembly.